AGAGUCAGGAAAGCACUUGAGCCAGUCAGAAACCCAAUUCUACACCUAGCAAUCUACAGAGCGAUUUAUUACAGCGCUGGGUUAUCGACUGAGCGAGACACCGCUCCGGUUUUCCUCCUGUAGCAGCAAAUCUCCUUCCUCUGCCGCUACGUGAUUAUUUUUUUGAUCUGCCGAUGGGCAGGGACCGCGCUGCAGCGAGGGAUAGGAAAGCCAUGAUUUCUGCUGAGCUCACGCUCCCCACUUUAUCAACGUCGGCUGGAUUUGGGGAUAGGAAAACGUAAAUGGAGGAGGAGGAAGCCGAUCGAGAAGCAGAAGGGCGGCAAAACGCCCGGCUCGGAACUCACGGCAGGUCCUAGCGCAGGUCACGUCGGAGGGGAUAAAGCAAAGGCCGUUUUGGCUACGUUUAGGAAAAUUCCAGAAAGAAAUAUCGACUGUUUUAACCUUCGGAGAAGCAGUGCUCCCACAGGGGUCCGGCGUGCCAGGGUGGGAACUGCCGUGAAGUCCAGCACUGCACUAAGGAAAUGCAGCUCUGGCAGCUCCCUGGAGCAGCGCAGGAUGGAUCCCGUGGUUCUCAGCUACAUGGACAGCCUGCUGAGGCAGUCGGACGUGGCCCUCCUGGAGCCCCCAAACUGGCUCAACGACCACAUCAUCGGCUUUGCCUUCGAGUACUUCGCCAACCAGCAGUUCCAGGAGUUCAGCCACCGUGUUUGUUUCAUCAGCCCCGAGGUGGCUCAGUUCAUCAAGUGUGCCCUUAGUCAGGAAGAAAUAGCCAUAUUCCUCCAGCCACUGGACCUUCACUGCAAGGAGCUGCUGUUCCUGCCUAUCAAUGAUAACUCCAGCCAGGCCGCUGGGGGCACCCACUGGAGCUUACUGGUUUAUUUCAGGGACAAGAAGUGCUUCUCCCAUUAUGAUUCCCACAGUAAAUGCAACUCUGUCCACGCCAAGCAAGUGGCAGGGAAACUGGAGGCCUUUCUGGGAAAAAGAGGGGGCAAAGCCACCUUUGUGGAGGAGAAGGCGCCGGCACAGCAGAACAGCUACGACUGUGGGAUGUAUGUGAUCUGCAACACUGAGGCUCUGUGCCACGGCUACUUCCAGGGCCGAAUGGAGCCUCUGCUGCAGCUCCUCACCCCCUCCUACAUCACGCAGAAGAGAUCAGAGUGGAAAGCUCUCAUCACGAAACUGGCACAGAAGUGAUGGGGAUGCACCUCCAGCCCCACAAAAACUGCCUUCCCAGUCUAAGAGGCAGCACCCCCAGUGCCUGAGGGAGAUGCCCAUGCACAGGAUUGUCCCAAAGAAAAAGAAUGUAACCCUUCUAGCAUGGCUACACCCCCCAAACACCCCAUUCCCUCCAGGAAAAGCCUUAUUCUCCUCUUGAAAUCAUCGGCCUUUCAACUUCUAAUGACAAGAGUCACUUUGCUUUCAAAGAAACCCUCUCCAUGGUAAAUUUUUACAGUAAUCGCUGUGGUGAAACAGGUUGCUAAAGAGACUUCUCCACCUGUGCCCAGCAGGCAACACACCCUCAUUAGGUAGCUUUAGUUGCCUCCAGGCAUUGUCCUUCCAAGCCAGGUUUAGCGAAUGCUCUUUAAACCCAAGUCCCCGAGUGCUUUAUCGUGGACAGUUCUAGUUUGUGCCUCCUGCUAGUGGUGUUGGAGCAAUGUGGGAUUUAGCAGCCAAGAUUUUGUACCCCUGAAAAUGUGACAUUGAGAUGUCACUGCAAAAAGAUGAGACUGCAAAGGAAAUGCUACAAUUAAUUUAAGAACAGGGCAAAAUCAAAGUCAGUUUUCAUCAGCCAGGUGCUCCUUGGACACACAGUGAUGACUUUUUUUGGUUCCCCACCCCUGCUUGUUCCUAUUGCAAAUUAAAACCUGACUCUGAACUGCUGGAAGAUUAAUAGGAAGCUGAGAAAGCCAAUCCUAGGAAAAGAAAACUGAGAUGAAAAGCAACACUCACUCUUUGAAGUCUGGGGUUUUUCAUUAGGAUUUUAGGUUGUCUCUGUGUGGGGAGAGUUCAUCAGUGCUCCCCAACCCUUGUUAGUGGUCGCUCCUCUAACACAAAACCAGUUCUGUUAAUUGUGAGAAAAAAAAAUAAAACAACACCAGGGAGAACAAAAGGACAGAGUUUGAAGUAUAAAAGCCAAAGAUAACUGUGGGCUCAUUGAAGUCCUUCAUGCACUUCAGAAAACUGAAACUUCUCUUCCCGUGCUGGAUGAUGACUGGGAUCCUGGAGUGGAUCCUCUCCUUAAAGACAGGCUUAGCAGUGUGGAAAAUAAAAAUUAAACUGAGAUGUUUUUGCAGGAUAAGGAAUGAUCUCUCACCUGGUGAGAAGCAAAGAGCAGGUUGCUCAGGUGGUGUCUAGCAGAGCAACCACACCCCUACCUGAGAAGGGAAAUCCGAGUUAAAUACAACCCUUGAGGAGGGAUUGUUUUUAACCUGGAGCUCUUCACCACCGGUGUGUGCAGAGCACAGCACCGAGGGGAUGGAGGGCUUCCCUUGCUCCAAGUGAAAGUCAAGAAAUAGCUCAGGCUGCCCCAAAACACCCUCAUGGCAGCACUGGGGCCUGGCCCCUCCCUCCUAACACUGCCUGGACAGGAAAGCAGCCUCCAGCACCAGUCCUCCCUGGAAAACCCACUCAGCUGGAGCCAGAACAGCAUCCAGCUACUCAUUGAAGGGUAUUCCCUUUGGACUCUGAGGGGCUUUGCCAGAGCAAUGUCACUGCCACUCCCAAAUCCCGAAUAAAACUCAGACCAAACCA
Catharus ustulatus (Swainson's thrush) is the source of this 2751-nucleotide messenger RNA. RefSeq names its product SUMO peptidase family member, NEDD8 specific (gene SENP8). The transcript is spliced from 2 exons. NCBI's taxonomy places the organism in Eukaryota, Metazoa, Chordata, Aves, Passeriformes, Turdidae. Bases 556 to 1194 code for a protein of 212 amino acids. Gene Ontology annotation, molecular function: deNEDDylase activity; cysteine-type peptidase activity. The record is from RefSeq and is a predicted model, not a curated record. Gene Ontology annotation, biological process: proteolysis.